UUGGCCACGAGCCGCGCGCCGCCUGCCGGGGGCCAAUUAGGACCCCGCGGGUUUGGGAGCCCUCGGCCAAUGGGGUGGGCGCCGUGCCUGGCGCGAGGCGAUCUGGCGCCGAUUCGCUGCCGCGCGGGUGUUCCUCUCAGGCAGCCAAUGGGGGCGAUUGGCGGGAGGGGGCGGUGCCAUUGCUGCUGGCGGGCGCCAUUGUGUGAGGUGUGAGGAGCUGAGGGGUGGGGAAGCGGAGGGAAGGUUGGGAGCUGAGUGAGUUUCCCUCGGUUACAAGGUGGAGACGGCGAUGGGGGCCGAGAUGGAACAGCCGGGAGAGGUGGCAGGCUCUGCGUCUGGCACAGUGUACCUGGACCACAAUGCCACCACUCCGCUGGCCCCGGAGGCUGCCCAGGCCAUGGAUGAGGCGGCUCGCCUGGCCUGGGGCAACCCCAGCAGCUCCCACCCUGCAGGCAAGAAGGCCAAGGAGCUCAUCGAGAGUGCCCGGGAGAGCCUGGCGAGGCUGGUGGGGGGCCGGCCCGAAGACAUCAUCUUCACCUCGGGGGGCACAGAGGCUAACAACAUGGUCAUCCACACUGCCCUCAGGUACUUCCGAGAAAGCCAGGGGCAGGGCCAGGCCGUGCCACACAUCGUGACAUCAAACGUGGAGCAUGACUCCAUCCGCCUGCCGCUGGAGCAGCUGGUGAAGGAGCGCCUGGCAGAAACCACCUUUGUGCCCGUGUCCCCACGAAGCGGGCGGGCUGAGGUAGAUGAUGUUCUUGCCGCGGUGCGGCCAACUACCUGUCUAGUUACUAUCAUGUUGGCCAAUAACGAGACAGGGGUCAUCAUGCCUGUUGCAGAGCUGAGCCAGCGCAUCUGUGCCCUCAACCAGAGGAGAGCGGCAGAGGGGCUGUCCAGGAUCCUGGUGCACACGGAUGCAGCACAGAUGAUCGGCAAGGGGCACGUGGAUGUGCAGGAGCUGGGGGUGGAUUACCUCACUGUCGUGGGGCACAAGUUCUAUGGCCCGCGGAUUGGCACGCUGUACGUGCGUGGUCCUGGCACCACCACCCCGCUGCACCCCAUGUUCUUUGGAGGUGGGCAGGAGAGGAAUUUCCGGCCAGGCACCGAGAACACCCCGAUGAUUGCUGGCCUUGGCAAGGCUGCAGAGCUGGUGAGCAGGAACUGGGAGGCCUAUGAGGCCCACAUGCGGGAUGUUCGGGACUACCUAGAGGCCAGGCUAGAGGCAUCCUUUGGGAAGGUGAGGAUACACUUCAACAGCCAGUUCACAGGCUCCAACCGACUCUGCAAUACCUGCAACGUCUCCAUCUUGGGCUCAGGCCUUCAAGGCCCUCCUCGAUUCUGCUCAGCUGUGGGAUCCCCUGUGACGUAGCGCAGAACGCCUUGCGGCUGAGUGUGGGGCGAGACACCACCCGUGCAGAUGUGGACCUGGUUGUGCAGGACCUCAUGCAGGCUGUGGCACAGCUUGGCAAGGACGAAGCCUCCUAGAGCCCAGGAAUCACUCCUUGCCCGUCACUCAGGUUCUCAGGGUAGGACUGUGCUCUGCUUCACUCCUGGGUGCUGGCUGUGGCAACCUCUUUUAUGCUGAUUGUGCAGGGGCAGGAUGGUGACCAAACUAAUAGCAAGCCACUGCUAACAGGAUUUGCUCCUCCUGUCCUAUGUCCAAUUUUCUACCUCCAUGGCUGCAGACUGAGUCCGUUUGGAAUCAGGGUUUGGCAGCAAUAACCUUCUGCCUGACAACCCAGCCAAACUGACCCAGCCUCCAGCUUGGAAUCAUGGAUUCAACAUUGUGGAAGUCGCAGCUGGAGGAGGAAGCGAGUUAGUCUGUUUCAGCAGCAGUGUGCUCUCAGGUCUGCUUAGCUGUCUAUUGCCUUGACCUUGCAGCGAUGGCAGUAUGGCUGGUUUGUCUCCACAGCAUGUGCUGCCUUCGCAGAAAAGCUUGCAAGUGUGUGCUGGUGGCAGCUGGGAGCUGGGGGCUGUGCUGAGGAGAUGGCUUUGCUACUUUGGGGCUGGGGCAGCUCAUCUAGCUCUUGCUGAGGACUCUGUCAUCCCUAUCACGUGGUGCAGACAUUUUGGGAGCAUUGCUGUCAGGCACUUUUUGCUCGCCAACACAUUUGUGCAUGUGUCAGAGUCUCAGAGCUUGGCUCCCUCCAGAGCAUAACAGGCAUUGAAGCCAUAGGAGCUGAAGGCUUUUGCACUGGUUGCUUUCCACAAAGGAAGCUUGCCUGCUGUCUUAUCACUGAGAGGAAGAAAGACCAUCUGUCCCAGAGAGAAAUGAGUUUAUAGUGGCGCAGCAAGAGGCUGAGCUGGGCAUUGCACUGCCCCUGCCAGAGGCCUAAGCCACGAAAGUGUUUUUUGGCUGGGAAAGUGUUGGGUAUAGCUUUCCCAGCACUGUAUUGCAUUACUUGCUCCCCAUCCUUCUUACAGUGGGCAGAGUUCCUGUUGCCAGCUCCACGUGCUCUGAAAAGAAAUGGCUGUUGCAGGUGCCCUAAUGUGUGCCAGUGCCUGAGGAAAUGUGUCAGCCCUGCUUGGCCAAGGCAGUUGCUCCGAUCACUGACAUUAAGAGAACGCGAGUGUCAAAUGCAUUGGAAGUGCUGCAGCUGGGCUGACUGAUUUCAGGGAAUCUGGUCUCUUGAUAUUCAUAGGAAUAAAAGUGAUUGCCAGUGCUGUGGCAUUUUCCCAUGUAAAA
Molecule: messenger RNA, 2686 nt
Organism: Numida meleagris (helmeted guineafowl)
Lineage: Eukaryota; Metazoa; Chordata; Aves; Galliformes; Numididae
Gene: SCLY
Product: selenocysteine lyase
Exons: 10
Coding region: 290-1369 (359 amino acids)
Source: RefSeq, a predicted model, not a curated record